UUCUUCCUUGUUCUUUCCUGCCGCCAUUAACAAACACAGAUUUCUUAAAUUUUUUCUUCUUAUAAAAUCUAUUAUUUUAAUACAUUAGGUUGCAUAUCUUCCUCAAUUCAAAAUUUAGGUAGGUCCAAACCCAAUUUUUAGGUAUGUCCAUUUAAGAAUUACUAUAUACAUUCUUAAAAACCUUGAAAUCCAACAUAUAUCCGCCCUUGAUUAUUUGCAGUCAACUCGUCGCGAUUAUCACACCGUUCACAAUGCGUAGAACCCUUCAUUGUUUGAGAAAAAAAAAAGCAGCAUAUAAGCUAGUACUUGACAAGAGAAAACACACACCGCCGUUUGAGACUAUGCAUAACCUCAUAAAAACCUCAACCCAAUUUCAACUCCAAUUCCAAUUCCAAGUCCGCCGCCGUCUUUCCGCCGCCGCCUCCACCACCACCAUACCUUGGUUCACCCCACCACCACCAUCAACUCACCAACCAAUUGACCCAUUUCUCACCACACUUUCUCAAGCCAUCACCAACCCAAACUCAAACCCACUUCACAAACUCAUCCCAUCACUCAAACCAUCUCACAUAAUCUCCUUAAUUACCCAAAAUCCAAACUUUUUAUCCCCAAAAACCCUUCUCACUUUCUUCAAAUGGCUUUCAACUCAACACCCUUUUCGCCACACAACCCAUUCUUACUUCACCAUGAUCAAGUUCCUUGCUUUUCAUCAAAUGUUUCAAGAUUCCGAAUCUUUACUCGAUUUCGUUAUUACCCGCAAAGGUAAACACUCUGCACCAUCUGUUUUUCAAGCUUUUCUUGAAACAAAUAGUGUUAAAGAUGAUAAAGAUUGUAGCUUUUUUGUGUUUAAUGCUUUAGUUAAUUGUUAUUUAGAUCAUGGGUUUGUUUCUGAUGCUGUUAACUGUUUUCGGUUAGCGGAAAAAGAAAAUUUUAGUACUAGUUUUGAUUCUUGUGAAAGGGUUGUUGAUUGUUUGAUGAAAGGGAAUGACAAUGUGGGUGCUUUCAGGUUUUAUUUGGAGGUUUUGGGGUUCGGGGUUCGGGCUAAUGUGUAUGUGUUUAAUAAGUUGAUGCAUAGUUUUGUUAAAGAUGGUGAGGUUGAUGGUGCUAAGAUAGUGUUUGAUGAAAUGGUUAAGUGGGGCGUGAGGCCGAGUUUGGUUACUUAUAAUACUUUGUUGAAUGGGUAUUGUAAAGUAGGGAGAAUAGAUGAUGGGUUUAAGUUGAAGAUGGUUAUUGCUAAGAGUGGGCUUGUUGCGGAUGUGUUUACGUAUAGUUUUUUGAUUAACGGGUUGUGUAGAGAAAGUAGGUUAGGCGAUGCGUAUAAGAUGUUUGAUGAGAUGUGUAGAAGGGGUUUGGCGCCGAAUGGUGUUAUUUUUACGACUUUGAUUAAUGGGUUAUGUAGAAAUGGGAAGAUAGAUUUAGGUAUGCAAAUGUAUGGUAAAAUGGUGGUUAGAGGUGUGAAAGCUGAUUUGAUUACUUUUAACACACUUGUUAAUGGUCUUUGCAAGAGUGGUAGAAUUGGUGAAGCUAGGAGAGUAUUUGAUGAAAUGACUCGGGUUGGAUUGAAAGCUGACAAGUUUACUUACACGUCGCUUCUUGAUGGAUGUUGCAAGGAGGGAGAGUUGCAGUCAGCACUUGAAGUUAAGGAGAGAAUGGUCAAUGAAGGUCUUGUUCUUGAUAAUGUGGCAUUCACAGCUCUUAUCUCGGGUUUGUGCAGGGAAGGACUAGUUACUGAUGCAGAAAAGUUAUUGAGGGAAAUGACGAGAAUGGGUUUGAAACCUGACAAUGCUACUUACACCAUGGUCAUUGAUGGGUUCUGCAAAAAGGGUGAUGUUAAGAUGGGUUUUAAGUUGCUUAAGGAGAUGCGUAGGGGUGGACUUGUAGCGGGAAUCAUUACUUACAAUGUGUUGAUGAAUGGUUUAUGUAAGGCUGGGCAAAUGAACAAUGCAAAUAAGCUUUUACGGUCGAUGCUUGAUUUAGGUGUGUUUCCAGAUGACAUUACUUACAAUAUCAUCUUGGAAGGUCAUUGUAAUCAUAGAGAUCCAGAGACUUUUGAGAAAUUACGUAACGAGAAAGGACUUAUCUAUGAUUAUGCUGCUUAUAUGUCAUUGGUAGGAGGGUCUCCUAAAAGCACUACACAUAAUCAAAAGAGAUGAGUAUCUACCUUGGAGUUAGGUACAAAAUAGGCAUCUUAAAUGGCUAGAUUAAAUGAUUCGCUAUGGAGUAUUAUUUACAGCUGAAAUGAAGUUCAAUUCACGUAUUGAAAAUGAGAUUGAAACUUACAACACAUCGGAUUAGAAAGCUUGUCUUAAAGUAAUCUCGUUUUCAUUUUGAUAAUUUGUUUGAUUGACAUGGGUUGCCAUCCCGAGGUAUAUAAAUCAGAAAGAAACAAAGGAAAGAAAGUGGAUCAUUGCCAUCAUCGCAUGUACUAACGCACACAUGGAACUUUGAGAGGCAUUCUUCAAACAGGCGUCAGUAGGCUUCCUAAAUAUGGCAGCAACAUUUUUCGGAAUCUACCUUUCAAGAGCCUAUCAGUGAAAACCAUAUACAUAUUGUUUAGUUUGAAAGGUGGAGCUUUCAGAGUGUUGGCAGUUG
Messenger RNA from Erigeron canadensis, 2592 nucleotides. RefSeq names its product putative pentatricopeptide repeat-containing protein At1g09680. The transcript is spliced from 2 exons. Gene Ontology annotation, molecular function: protein binding. The coding region runs from base 252 to 2153 and encodes 633 amino acids. The record is from RefSeq and is a predicted model, not a curated record. Lineage: Eukaryota; Viridiplantae; Streptophyta; Magnoliopsida; Asterales; Asteraceae.